Messenger RNA from Coturnix japonica (Japanese quail), 1835 nucleotides. RefSeq names its product testis-specific serine/threonine-protein kinase 6-like. Gene Ontology annotation, cellular component: cytoplasm. Gene Ontology annotation, molecular function: tau-protein kinase activity; ATP binding. NCBI's taxonomy places the organism in Eukaryota, Metazoa, Chordata, Aves, Galliformes, Phasianidae. The record is from RefSeq and is a predicted model, not a curated record. Gene Ontology annotation, biological process: protein phosphorylation; intracellular signal transduction; microtubule cytoskeleton organization.
CAAAGAGCUUUCCCGCAAACAAGGAUCUUAAUGCAAGCUUUGGGAUGUGUCUAUGACAUGAACUUCCAGCUACGCUGUAGCUACACAAACAUCCUCACACCCGUCAGAUCUCAGGACAGCAUUUUCCUGUGAUAUACUGCUAGCAAGAAGGGAAAGGAAGCCCAGCCCUAGAUGGAAUUGCCAGGAACCCACCAUUCAGAAGACAGAAAUCCCAGUGCAGUUAUUUGCUGGCCUAAGCAGAAAAAGAUCCUUGGCCAGAUGAAUUCCAGCACCAUAACAGUUGUCAGGAAGGUACCACCUCUACUGCCACACCACCAACAUCUGCCUUUGAUGCCAUGGGAUGACAGAAAAAAAACAGGAGGUCUAGAAAACGGUUCCCUGCAACACUGUAAUUGAAACCUGAAUGUUCUCGUGUGGCAGGGUGGCUUGUAGCUAUGGAUGGAAAAAAUGCCUCUCUUGUGCCACUCUAUGUCGUUCUGAUUUUGAUACAACCAGUACCUUUGAGAAGAUAAGCACUGGUCCCCAAAGCGAUUGCUCUUUUAAACUCUCAUCAUCAGACAACCCCUAUAUCAAAAACUCGAGUGGAGAGCAGGAAAAGGCAAAAAACUAUGAAAUGCUUGGCUGAACUAGAAGCUCUUAGUGGUCUUUUCCAACCAUAAGAAUUCUGUGACUGAGCAGUGGCUGCUCUCCCUCUGUAUGUGUGCAGACAUGCAGGGACACUGAAGCACCUCGGGGACCUACCUCACUCCCUUGACAUCACACUUCCCCACAGCUCUCUACUCCAUCACAAUGACCGGGUGAGUCCUGAGCUUCACGGGGCACCUGUAAGAAGGAAGGUGAUGAUCAGCCACUGCCAGGCGCCAUGUAUUAAGUCUUGAAGCCCGGGAGCAAAACACGAGCUUUGCUAAAGCACACUGUAAUUGUUCAGCAUGCCAAAACUCAGUGCGGGUGAGAAGGCGCUCAGUGAGCUGGGGUACAAGCUGGGUCAGACCUUGGGGGAGGGCAGUUUCUCAAAGGUGAAAGCAGCCACCUCCACCAAACACAAAGAACCCCUGGCCAUCAAGGUGGUGGAUCGGCGACGAGCCCCCCCAGCCUUCGUGUACAAAUUCCUGCCCCGGGAGCUUUCCAUCCUACGCAGGAUCCGUCACCCCAACAUCAUCCACAUCUUUGAGCUCAUCGAGGUGUGCGAUGGGAAGCUCUUCAUCGUGAUGGAGGCGGCAGCCACCGACCUUCUGCAGCUGGUACAGAAGACGGGCAAGCUGCCCUGCAUCCCCGACGCCCGGGACAUCUUUGUGCAGGUUGUGGGGGCUGUGUGUUACCUCCACGAUCGCAAUCUGGUGCACAGGGACCUGAAGUGUGAGAAUGUGCUGCUGACUGCUGACGGCCGCCGGGCCAAGCUCACCGACUUUGGCUUCAGCAAGGAGGUCAACGUCUACCCAGAUAUGUGCACCACAUUCUGCGGCUCAGCAGCCUACGCUUCCCCAGAGGUGCUGAUGGGAAUCCCCCAUGACGCCAAGAAGGUGGACGUGUGGAGCCUGGGGGUGGUCCUUUUCGCCAUGGUGACUGGCUGCAUGCCCUUCAAUGACACCCACGUCCACAGCCUACCCCAGCAACAGAAGAAGGGGGUCACUUACCCAGAGAGCGUGCUCCCAUUGCCAGAGCACUGCCAGGCUCUCAUUGCCCAGCUGCUGAACUUCUGUGCUGAGCGCCGGCCCGGUGCAGGGCAGGUAGCCAAGAACUGCUGGCUGAAAGGAGACAUCUGAAGAACAGCCCUUGCCAGGGACCCCACUGUGGCAGUCACAUUAUAGUACAAUAAAUGCCAUAGCAGAAAAGCA